UUUCCCGGUAUAUCCUCUGCACGUCUCUCUCUAGGAUAAAUCGUCUAUCUCUCUCUUCGGUUUUGGUUAUCCUCUCUGCAGAUAAGUACAUGACCUAAAGUUGAUCGUCGUGUUCUAGGCCAACUUCGAUGAUGACCAUGGUACUUGUAUCAUCAAAACCAAACCUUGUCAGACAGCAUACCCACUCGUACUCUCUCUCUCUAUCCCUGCUUAUUCAUCUGCAACUUUCUCUACAACGAAUCCGAGAAUAGUUGUUCUUUGAGACUGCGUAAGGGGAUUUUGCGAGCUAAGAAUGGGGAAUUCCUCAUCAAUGCUCACCCAAUACGAUAUUGAAGAAGUUCAGGAACACUGCAACAACCUAUUUUCACAACAAGAAAUAGUUUCACUGUACCAAAGGUUUUGCCAGCUUGAUAGAAAUGGGAAGGGUUUCAUUUCAGCAGAUGAGUUUAUGUCGGUGCCUGAGUUUGCAUUUAAUCCUCUUUCACAGAGGUUAUUAAGAAUGGUGGAUGGGUUAAACUUUAAAGACUUUGUGGCCUUCUUGUCAUCAUUUAGUUCUCGAGCAAGUCUCCAACAGAAGAUAGAACUUAUGUUCAAAGUUUAUGACUCGGACUGUAAUGGAAAGGUGACUUUCAAUGACAUCUUGGCGGUGUUACGGGAUUUGACCGGACCUUUCAUGACUGAAGAGCAAAGAGAGCAAGUUGUGAACCAUGUAUUGAAAGAAGCGGGUUACACACAAGAUUGCUCAUUAUCAUUGGACAACUUCAUAAAGAUUCUUGGCAAGUCUGAUUUGAAGACGGAAGUUGAAGUCCCCCUUGAUUAGAUUAAGCAAAGCAUCUCUCUCUCUACACAGAGGUUGCCCUUGCUUCCUGUUUUUUCCAUAUAAAAUAAUAAUGUACGUAUUUUAUAUGCAUAUAAAAGCACUAUGUAUAAUAAUUAGUUACUGUGUUUAGACUUCAAUGUCUAGAAAUUAAGUUUGGCAUCGAUGCUGCUGCCAUGGUUGCCUUAAACUAGGGCCCACAUUUAAGCUGGGCUCUGCAGAAAUCUGUUAUAUUUUCAGGAGAAGAAAUAAAACACAUCUUUGGAAUUCAGGAGAA
This is a messenger RNA of Amborella trichopoda, 1094 nucleotides long. RefSeq names its product Calcium-binding EF-hand family protein. Lineage: Eukaryota; Viridiplantae; Streptophyta; Magnoliopsida; Amborellales; Amborellaceae. The record is from RefSeq and is a predicted model, not a curated record. Gene Ontology annotation, molecular function: calcium ion binding.